Messenger RNA from Beauveria bassiana ARSEF 2860, 1329 nucleotides. RefSeq lists its product as uncharacterized. The record is from RefSeq and is a predicted model, not a curated record. NCBI's taxonomy places the organism in Eukaryota, Fungi, Ascomycota, Sordariomycetes, Hypocreales, Cordycipitaceae. The coding region runs from base 1 to 1329 and encodes 442 amino acids. The transcript has 8 exons.
AUGACCUCGGCGUCGGAUGGACCGAUGCCAGUGCCCUUGGCUGGCCAGGUGAUCAACGUUAUUCUAUCCCUGGCGGCCACGAAUGUGCUGACGCAUUUUAUGACGCAGCGUUUACUUGUCAUCAAGGUCUGGCGACGACUACCCUUUGUCGCGUGGCUCGUAUUUGCCAUAUACAUAGACUCCUAUUGCUUCGUGUUUGCGACGGCUAUGCUCCAACACGCCUUUGGAGUAAACCGCAACGUCAUUAUUUGUCGCGGCGCAAUUCUGCUAUGUCUGGUUUGCUACGUGACGACAAAAUUUAUCUAUCUAUUUCUCGUUGAGAAAGCAUACGUUGUUCGAGGAGCUGUGAAGCGACGCUUGCGGUCGAAGCUAUACAUCUUCAACUCGUUUGGUAUGUUGGGAGUGUACGUCGUGGUCGUCAUUCUCAAUUUCAUCUUUCGGAUUGCUCGAAUGGAGAACGGACAGUGCAUCAUCGGCAUGCAGGAAAUCUCCAUGAUCCCACUGAUAUCAUUUGACGCCGUCGUCAAUGUAUAUCUUACAAUACUCUUUCUACGUCCAUUGAUGAACUUGCACUCGUAUAAAAGCAUGCCACAGACCAGUGCCAAUGCGAGACUUCGAGCGGUCACCUUUCGGACAUUUGUAGGCUCGUGCUGCACGCUGGUCAGCAGCAUUGUGUAUGUCAUUGCCAAGCCCAGGAAAAUUCAAAAAUUGACAAGACUAAGCAACCUAUCUGUAUUGAUGGCGCUCAGGGGAGAGCCGGCCUGGAUAUGCCUCAUGUGCUGUAACUGCGACAUCUUAUUCUCUGCUAUUGUCAUACAAUGGGUGACAUCGAAUGACAACGCCGGCACAUCCAUCAGCAGCUCUCUGGGCGUCUGUCAUGGCCAUGGGAAUGACGGCUUUCAUGGAAGGCCUGCCGUGGCGCUUCGCGACCAGAAUCGCGCCUGCCACAACUUUUCGCCAUAUCUUCUCGGCGCGGCGAGCACUUCGCCACCGACGCCAGUCGAGUUCCCGCUCAAGACCACGACGCACUGCUGCUCCGAAGGCGUCGAGUACGAUGCCGAGUCGUGCGAUUCCUUGAGCAUGACGGCGGCCAAAAUGCUGGCAGCGGAGAAGAAGCGCUCAGUCGUGCUCGUGACGACGACAAUAGAGCGCGAUGUCACAGCCAUUGGAUCCUUGCAACCGCCGCCGUCUAAUCAGCCGCUGGGUAGCGCGUACGCCGACAUCGAAGUGGCAACCACCGCAGCAGCGACCUUGGAUGAUGCGGAACGGGGCAUCAAAGAUAUCGUGCCGUGGACGGCUUAUUCCCUCCGCGGGCGGUCAUCGUCGUGA